GCAACGGGACGGCCUGGCGUCACUUAUGAGAAUAACAUGCUGACCUUGUUUGCUCUUCCGCUUAGAAUAAAGACGAAUUCUUAAGAAGUUGCAUUGAGAUUGCGCCUGCGCAGUGGAUUGUUGAUACAUAUUAAUCUGGUCGAGCUUGCUCUCACAACAUACAUAACCACAAAGGACAAGGCGAACGAUUAAAUACGGCCGUGCUCCGAUAACAUUACAUACCACCUACUUGCACAAAGGAACGAGGCGCAUUCUGCUGUUUUUUUGUUAAUACGAUUCGAAGCGGAGAGAUAAUAGCUCUUCACAUCACAUUAUCAUAUUCUUGCUCGUCGCCGGAUUCGACGGGGAUUCCUCAAGAGGCCUACAAUUAUCAGCCCAUUACCCAAGAUCAGAGUUGCUCGCAAACGAAGCAAAUCUCAUUAUCACAUACACACCAACAUUAUCAAACACCGCAAACAUGGAAGACCCACUAACCAUGUCCGCCGCCGACGCCUUCCACAUGCUCGACCCCGAGAUGCCCUCCUUCUCCUACCCAGACGCCUACCUAGACUACCACCAAGUCCCGGACUUCUUCAACCCCUCCUACCUCUCCGGCGCGCACACCACCACCACCAGCAGCGCCGCGGCACCCACAUCCUACCCCUCCGACGACACCACCGCACCACACAGCGCACUAACAGCGACGGCCCCGCUCGACUUCCCCAAACCCCACGACGACCUUUCUCAUUUCUUCGCUGACUCGCCGUUUUCGUCGCCGGUGCCGAAUCAGCGGUUUAUGCCUAUGAAGGGGCAGGGGCAAGGGGGCCAGCAGACGUAUUCGCCGGUUUGGGGGGUGCAGCAGGAUGGGUGGAGUAAUGGCAACGGAAAUAACAACAAUCCCAUUAGUAACAACAACAACCACCACCACCACCAAGCCCCAGCAUCCCAGCAAGCGCCCCCCCUCGCGAUCCUCACAUCGGGCUUUGAACCGGGUGAUGCCCGCACGGUCGUGCAUCAUGGGCAGGUUACCCCCGGUGACUCACCCGAGACGGCUACGAGUCCGGGGCCGGGGAAGGGGAGGGCGAGUCGGAGGGUGAGUAGGAAGGGGAAAGAAAGCAUCUCCUCGAUAGCGACGGCUACCACCACAUCCUCUCAUGACAGCGGCGGUCGCAACAGCAUGACGGAAACCUCACCCCCCGCAGAAGCACCCGCCAAAGUCAAGAAACCGCGCAAACCCCGGCGCUCCUCGAAGAAAACCACGACUGCUGAACAAGCCGCGCUCAAGCGCGAGACAUUCCUGAAGCGCAACAGGGAAGCUGCUUACAAGUGUCGCGUCAAGAAGAAGACGCAGACUGAAGAGGUGGUGGAGCGCGUUAAGGCGUUGGGAGAGGAUAAUCGCGCGAAAUCUGCGGAGGUGGAGAGGUUGAGGCGCGAGGUGGAGGGGUUGAGGGGGCUGUUGUUGCCGCAUUAUAGGGUUUGUGGGGAUGAGAGGGUGGUGGCUUAUUUGGAUGGGUUGGGGAGCGUGGGGGGGGCGUGGGGGGGUGCGAGAGGGAGCGUAGGGAGCGCGGCGCUUGCGGGUUUGAAUCUGGGGUUGAAUGAUGAUGAGAGUGUGGGUCGGGGGAUGGGGAGUCGGAGGGAGAGUGUGGGGAGUGCUAGUGGGAGUGAGGGGUACAAUGCGAAUGAGCUGGAGGAGAUGGAGGAGGAAGAAGAGGAGAGGGAGGAGGAGGUGAGGAGGAGCGAGGAUAUGGACGAUUUGUUCUCGGGGUCUGCCGGGGGGGGUUUGAUUCUGGGAUUACCCCGGUUGUGGACGAUAUGGUGGGGGGUGGGAUGGGGAUGGUGGAGGGGGGAUGGAUGGGAUGAUGGGGGAGAUGGGGGGGAUGGGGGGGAUGGGGGGAUGGGGGGGGAGAUGGAUGAGGUGCUUGGGUUGGGGAUGAGCAUGGGGAUGGGGAUGGGCAUGGUUGUUUGA
Molecule: messenger RNA, 1945 nt
Organism: Pseudogymnoascus destructans
Lineage: Eukaryota; Fungi; Ascomycota; Leotiomycetes; Thelebolales; Thelebolaceae
Exons: 1
Coding region: 458-1945 (495 amino acids)
Biological process (GO): regulation of transcription by RNA polymerase II
Molecular function (GO): RNA polymerase II cis-regulatory region sequence-specific DNA binding; DNA-binding transcription factor activity, RNA polymerase II-specific
Source: RefSeq, a predicted model, not a curated record